AUGGCUGAGUCAAAGCUUCCAGACCGCGGCGUGGAAGUGCAAAUGUCCUAUGCGGUUAAGACGACGCAGGUGGCAAUCUCGGCCGGGAGCGUGGUUGACUUCACAGGGGAUGCCAUCGUCAAUGCGGCGAACAGAGGUGGCCUCGGCGGUGGCGGUGUGGAUGGCGCCAUCAACAGCGCAGGCGGGCCAAAACUCGUUGCCGCCCGUCGGGAGCUGUCCGUGCUCGAUGAUUCUGAGUAUGGAGAUCGAAUUCGCACCGGGGAGGCGCGAGUGACGAUCGGCGGCGAUCUUUCAGCCAAGUGGGUCAUCCACGCAGUGGGUCCCAUUUACUGGGAGGUCGAAGGCGACGACUUCCAAGCUGCCGACGACUUGCUCUAUUCGGCCUACGCUCACUCCCUCGCUGUCGCCAAGCAGAAUGAGGUCAAAACCAUGGCCUUUUGCCUCCUGUCUGCAGGCAUCUUCCGCGGGGAACGGGCGCUGGCGGAUGUGCUGGAGAUUGGCUGCAAGGCUGUGAAGGACCACAUCUACGAAGGCUUGGAAGAAGUUCACAUCGUGGGUUUCACUCAAUCGGAGAUUGAAGAGCUGAUGGCUGCUGCGGAGCGCGUCUUUGGUGCCUCCGCCUUGGCGACGAAAGCCUCGGCCCUGGCAAGAG
This is a messenger RNA of Symbiodinium sp. CCMP2456, 652 nucleotides long. Lineage: Eukaryota; Dinophyceae; Suessiales; Symbiodiniaceae. The record is from the annotation of a GenBank genome assembly.